This is a messenger RNA of Sitophilus oryzae (rice weevil), 1092 nucleotides long. RefSeq names its product protein lin-37 homolog (gene mip40). Gene Ontology annotation, cellular component: transcription repressor complex; Myb complex. The coding region runs from base 148 to 828 and encodes 226 amino acids. The transcript has 5 exons. Gene Ontology annotation, biological process: negative regulation of transcription by RNA polymerase II. The record is from RefSeq and is a predicted model, not a curated record. Lineage: Eukaryota; Metazoa; Arthropoda; Insecta; Coleoptera; Curculionidae.
ACUAUAUCAGAUGUCAAAUGCUAAUUUUAAAAUUUAAAUAUUUUUGUUGUGGUUUGGUCUUGUACACGUCUUGUAGCUUGUAGAUUCUGCAUUUUCGUAUAAUAUUUAGAGAAAAGUUUCAUUUGUAGUCGAAAUAAUAUUUUCAAAAUGACUAAGAGACGGAGAUUAUCAAAUUCAUCUCCCAUUAAAGUGGAAAUAAAAGAGGAAGAAACGGUCAACGAUUAUAUGAUGGCCAAAGGCAGAUUAAAAGGCGUUUUGAAACAACUUACUGAAAAAUCUUCCGAUGAUGAAAGCGAUUCUUCAGAUGAUACACAUAGAAAGAGAAGCGAAAGAAAGAAGAAAGGAAACGAAGCAUUGCCAGCACCAUAUCAUCACACAUAUGUAAUGAAACUUUACGAUAGAAGUGUAGAUUUAGCUCGUUUUGAAGAAGACACCCCAUUGUAUCCUCUUUGUAGGGCUUGGAUGGAAAAUCAGCCUAAGAGUCCACAAAAAGUAAUAAAGCGUAGAUUAUCAUCACCAGAACCAGAUAAUACAUGGAACGGUUCGACCAUAGAUGUUAGAAAAUUACCGCCACCAACAAAAUCUUCUAUAAUCAGAAUUCCAUCUCCAAUACCAGAACAAAAAGAGCGAAGCAAAGAUAAUAUCAAUCUUAAUUAUGAAGAAGUUUCACCUGCGGAUAAAAAUACUCUGAUCAGAAAUCAUUUGCAAAGAUGGGUCAAAAUUAAAAAGAAAUGGAUAGAGAGUGCUGUCAAAAAUGAGGAGAGAUAUUCAAAGAGUUUUCACGUGUUGCAGUCAAUUUAUAAUAAAGCUCAAGAAAACCUGGAUUAAAUGGAAUACAUGAAAUAAAAGAUCGUAUUUUAUGUCUACUUAAGUUUAAUCAAUUUACUUAUUAAAGGAACUAAAUAACAAAUAUAUUUAAAAUGCAUUUAAUAAGAGAGAACAAUGGUAAACCGCCCAUCGGUCGCCGCCUUCAUAUAGAAUAUCUAAAAAUGUUAUAUCACAAUAAUAACUAGUCUAAAUUAAACAAUAAAUUAGUAUGUAAAUAAAUUUAUAACCACUUAAACAUAGAAAAUAAAGUAACAUACAAUGCUG